This is a messenger RNA of Sorex araneus (European shrew), 3895 nucleotides long. RefSeq names its product transmembrane protein 154 (gene TMEM154). The transcript has 7 exons. Lineage: Eukaryota; Metazoa; Chordata; Mammalia; Eulipotyphla; Soricidae. The record is from RefSeq and is a predicted model, not a curated record. Bases 36 to 563 code for a protein of 175 amino acids.
UGUUGGUGCUUCGGGGUGGCAGCAGCCCCGCCGACAUGAGGGCUCCGGGGGCCGCCCUGCCCGCUGCCCUGCUGCUCUGUCUCCUGCCCACCCGCCAGGCUCAGGGUCCCUUGGAGGACACAGAGCAGUCAGGAGAUACGCCCUUAGAUGAAGAAAUGACUUUCCCCAGCACGGUUGCUACAAAGACCACAGACCUGGCCCUUCAGAGAAUGAAUUCCACCGACAGCGAUGAGGCUGCGAAUCAGCUGGAGUUCCUUUUAAUACUGUUGAUACCAUUGGUUUUAGCGGCCUUCCUGCUUUUGUCAGUGGUUUUCUUUGUCAUAUACUAUAAGAGAAAAGCCAAACAAGAGCCUUCUAGCCAAGGAUCACAGAGUGCUCUCCAGACACAUGAACUGGGAAGUGAGAACUUGAAAGUCCCGAUUUUUGAGGAAGACACUCCGUCUGUCAUGGAAAUCGAGAUGGAGGAGCUGGACAAGUGGAUGAGCCCCAUGCACGAGGACUGUGGGUGCUUGCCUCCUUUAAAAGAAGAAAAGGAGCCCAACCUCAGCCCCAGUGACCACUAAGCCCACUACUGACUGGGGCUAAUGUUUUCCAAGAGAGGCCACCCCGGAGGGAGCCUGCUGGCCUGCCAACCGAGGAUGAAGAGGACCUGAAUUUUAUUAAUUUCCCAUCCAUGCAGAUGCAGACACUUUGGCUGUGCUGUCCAACUCCUGCUCUUCCCAAUGCCGGCGGCACCUGCGCUUGAAGGAUGCGUGAUGCAGAAGCGCUCAGAAAAGGCCGCACUGACUUCCACCGCGGCCCUCGGGCCUGGAGGAGCCACUGACCCCCACUGACCGUGCUCACCUGAGCUUGCUGUGGCCUUCUCACCUUCUGGCAUCCUGUCAGGAAGCUGUUUAUCUCUUGUUUCCUUGGGGGAGUCACCCACUUCCCUAGCUGGCUUUGGAUCAGUCCCUUAGAUUAUCCAAGCCCUUCUCUCUGACGUCAUGGCAGACCACGGGCUCUUCUCUCCAGAAGAGUUGAGUCGCAGAGAAGGCAGUGAGUCAAACACGGAUCCCAGGUGGACCAAGAGGACAUGAUGAAGAGCCCACAGUGCUGGGGAAGUGUUGUUCUGUGAUUCGAGGCCGUCGUGUUGGCUAUUUCCAGUCACCCUUGGAAACUUCUCAGAGGAAUAGGAUGCAUUGAGGAGCUAGUGUCUCCCGCUUCAGCUAAAUCACCUGCUUGGUCCCAUGCCCCCAAAUCUCACUCUUGUUUCCUGUCAUUCCUUCGCUGUGGGGAAGGAGAGAGUGUGGGCAGGUGUGUGUGUGGUGAGGAGUCGGGGGGCAUGUCCCCAGCCGAUUUCUCAUCUCUUGGAGAGCUUUAUAGUCAUUUGAAAUGGGCAGAAUCAGAACAAGAAAUGCCCGCUCUGGUGGCAGAAAUCAUGGGCAGAGUCAUUCUUACAGAGCUGGGUGGAGCCUCGUGUCCCCCUGCACACGGCCGUCCACACACCAUCAGUCUGUCAGAGGUGACAUCUGUGUGGAACUGGAGCAGUGCUGAAUGCACUGUGGCGCCUACUGCCCUCUUGCUCACUCCCCCCACAUAAAACCAGGCUGCACUUCAUCCAGAGUUUUCUAAUUCUGACCCUCAAAGCCUUCCGGUGUGCUGGGGGCCCGCAGCGCUUCUCUGACACCUGCUAGUUUAUGCCCAGAAAGGAACAAAGAGUGGGCGCUUUCUUUUAUUCCAACAUGUAGACUGAGGGCUGAUGAGGCUCUCAAAUAGUAGCUGCUGAAUCGGGGGUCUUGGGUUCAAAGAGCAGCCUGAGUGUGUAUCAGAAAAAGUCCCUUCCGUCCCUUUCCAGAAUUCCUUUAUCUAGUACUUGCCUCUGAAAUAAGCUGAUGAUAAUGUUAGGGGGUGAGUUCCAAGCCGGGAGAUCUCUCUACACAGUGAGAGAGGAUUCUCUGGCUGACUUUAUGCUGCUGGAAGGUUCCACUGUUUGGGGACUGCUCAGAGCCUUGAUGAAAAACAGUCUUCAUGCUACAUAAGUUGGACAGUCUGAUCUGUAGGAUUCUCGUUAGUACGGCCUAGAAUGGCAUCUUUGUUCUCACUGCUGUUUUGAAGAUUCUGAUCCAACUUGUGCUUUACAGUGACGCCAAUAUUUAUGUCAAUGCCACCAUUUUCCAAAUCAUUGUUUCUGCCCAGUCAGGUCUGUAAAGUUUGUUUCCCUUUAUCAUUUUGAUUCACAAAAGGCUCGGCUUCCUUCAUUCCCUCUGGGUAUCCAGACUUUCGCUGAAUGCUUAAUCCCACAAGCUUCAUCCAACCCCCUCAAGUAAUUGAGAAUUCAGAGAUGUGUUAGGAAGUCCGAAGGUUCGCUUUGAGGAAGCAAUAUGUCAUGGUAUCAUAAAACUAUUCUCAUUCAGUAUAAAAACUUCAAAUUCCACAAGAAGUAAGCUCCAGAGGCUGGGAGGUAGUUCAGUGUUAUGGUGCAUACUUAGCCAGUACCUGACCUGGAUUUAUUUCCUGGUACCACAUGGUCCACCCCAAGCAUCACUGGAUGUAGCUAGAGGCCUGAGUAUCUCCAGCAUACAGGGCCCGAGUGGUAUCUCAUCCUUGGGUCCUUGCACUGAACCAGCGGCCUGGUUGGCUAAGAAUAGCCAGUGAGCACCACUUAGGGGAAGGACUCCCCUCCCCCUUGUCCCUGCAAAAGAGAAGUAAGCUCCAUCAACUUUCUCUUGAGUGCAUAUCUGAAAAUUUUGCUGUUCUUUACACAGUGUCUGUGCAUGGUACUUUUUUAAAGAUAUAGUUUCUUUUAAAGAGAUAUGAUCUAAGAUAUUGAAAAUCAAGACAGUAAAGGUAGUCAUUCCUACCACUAUCUACCUUUUUAUGACUAUCCAAUCAGUAGACAGGCUAUACUUAACAAAUUUAAGGCUUGCUUAUAAGCCUAAACUAAAUUUGGGUUCAGAUGAUAGCUUAUAAAAAUCUUAUUCAUUUGUCCUAAGUGGGUGAUGAAGAGCAAAAAUCUGACUUUAGAAUAUUUGAAAGCGAUAUAGUUUUAUUGCACUUUGGUACCUUUUAAGCCAAUGAGACGUCUAACCUCAUUGUACUAGUCAAAACUCCUCAGGAAACUCGUUUUUAUAAAUAUCUGAAAAUAGCCGUCUGGGACUUUUUAACCCAGCCACAUGACUCCUCUCUGGGAAUGCAAAACUGUUAUUCUAACACCAGCCCAGAGGGCUGACACCCCAAAAUCCAGGAGGGGGGAAAGAUCUUUCUGCCAGGCCCCCUCACCCCAUCCUGGAGCUCAAGCAAGGUAAAUGACACUGGGAAGAUCCUUUGUUCUUUUCCUGGGGUUGUUGGAACCGUUCAUCGGCACCUCGGCCCUGAUUCUGAGAAAACAUGCAGGACUUCCACUUUCCCUUCUGUCAGAUUUCAUUCCAGCUCUGAAGAUUAGUGGCAGGGGAAGACACGGUCUCAUGCUGGGAUGAUGCAGCUGUGGGAAAAAGCUUGAAGCAGUGCCAUGAGUUACAUUUACUCGAAAGGCCUAGUGUCUCCUGAGAAGAAGCGCCUCUGAGGUUCCCCCUAAUAGUCACACAGGCUGUCCAGGGCAGUCUCGCUUCUAUGUCACAUGGCCUCAUUGUUGCAAUAAUGAGAUAAGUCCUGGGUAGUGUUCCUGUGUGUGAGUGUGUGUGUGUGUGUGUGUGUGUGUGAAGUUGGUCUUUAAUCCCUGUGUUUUUCACACCACCAGUUGCUUAAAUCACUGUUUUAACAGCUUUUUGACAACGUCUCAGCCAAUAGUGCCCUGUCUAGCAAUUUAUCUUCUUCCUCUUUGUACUCUUGGAGAUGGUUUUUGUCAUUAUCUGGUGAAGAGUUUUGUUUGUUUUGCUUUAUUACUUUUUCUAAAUAGCACGUAUUUAAGGAAAGAACA